Colletotrichum karsti is the source of this 2229-nucleotide messenger RNA. Its product is annotated as ABC transporter. Gene Ontology annotation, molecular function: ATP binding; ATP hydrolysis activity. The transcript is spliced from 5 exons. NCBI's taxonomy places the organism in Eukaryota, Fungi, Ascomycota, Sordariomycetes, Glomerellales, Glomerellaceae. The coding region runs from base 1 to 2229 and encodes 742 amino acids. The record is from RefSeq and is a predicted model, not a curated record.
AUGACGUCGAUAGCAUCCGAAUCGGUAGCUACGAUCCUCUGCACCAGCAAACAGACACGCUUCAACAUCCAAAAUGCGGAUCGCCGAGAGUUGGACAUAGAUGGCCUGCACAUUACCGUCACUUCGGGCAGCAAGCCUGGUGUGAAAGGAAAGGCCAAGGCUAGGAGUGAGGGGACGGAAAUCCUCGUAGACGCCAAGCUUCAUCUGAAGGCCGGUCAGAGAUACGCGCUGGUCGGUCGGAAUGGGUCAGGAAAAUCAACACUGCUCAAGGCCGUCGCCGAGAAGCUGAUUCCUGGCAUUCCCGAGGAAUGUCGUAUAUCCAUACUGCAGCAGACGGAUGCCAGUGCCUCCGACACAGAUACUCCGCCUCGAGAUACCUCAGCCGCAGUGGAUCAGGCAUUCCAGGACCGAAUUGUACUGGAGCAUGUCAUUGAACAGGCUACGGCUCGGUCAGACGUUGAGCAGGACAUUAGAGCUUUGUCUGAAGGAAUCAACAGUAACGAUCCAUACGGGCCUGUGCGGGCAAUACGUGUUCUUCGUCACGAGAGGAAUCAGAAGCUUCUCUUUCAGUCUGAUAAGAAUGCGAGGUUGCGGAGCGGUGACCGGGGCCUGGCAGCACGAAAGGCGUUGAAGGCGUUUGAGAAGACUGUCGCCGCCUCACAAUCGCUGGUCGAGCAACCCCAAGACGAGAUCUCAGCCGAAACUCUCAAAAAUGAAACCCAAGAGGCGCUCGACAUGCUCGCAGACUUACAACUGCAGGUCGAACCAUCCAAAGUUGCAGAGAUAGAGUCUAGAGCUAAGAGAAUUCUGACCGGUCUCGGCUUUUCAGAGGCGUACAUGUCGAAGCCGGUUUCGGGUCUGUCCGGUGGAUGGAGGAUGCGCACUGCCUUGUCCAUAUCAUUGCUUCAAGAAACCGACAUCCUCAUCCUGGACGAACCAACCAACUUCCUCGAUCUUUUGGGAAUCAUAUGGCUACAGCGCUACCUCGAGUCGCUUCAAGACGAAGAGACUUCCCCGACCCUCAUUCUCGUUUCCCACGACAGAGAUUUCGUCACUCUUUGCACCGAUCUACUGAUUCUCAAGGAUAAGGGGCUGACCUAUUUCCACGGUGAUCUCCCGACAUAUGAGGCCUCACAGUCUGAGCGCAAGCUGUGGUUGACCAAGAUGAAGGAUGCUCAAGACAGGCAAAAAUCACAUAUUCAACAGAGCAUCACCAACAACAUCAAGGCGGGGAAAGCCAAUGACGACCAGAACAAGCUUCGCCAAGCCAAAUCCCGCCAAAAGAAGCUGGAUGAACGUUGGGGUCUCCAGGUCAGCGCCAAGGGCGGCAGGUUCAAGCUAAACCGAGACCUCGAGGGUUAUCACUUGACCAGCCGCGCCGAUAUCGAUGUUCCGCAGGAUGAGCGUCCGGUGUUCAUCGACUUACCCGAGCCGCCCGAGCUUCGGUUUCCCGGACCGCUAAUAUCGAUGGAGAAUGUGACGUUUCGUUAUCCGAACAAGACGAAGGGCAAGACGCCGGCAUCGCCCGUGUUGCAGGAUGUCAACCUGUCGGUACACAUGGGUGAUAAGAUUGGUAUUCUGGGGUUGAACGGCGCCGGCAAGUCGACUCUGGUGAAGCUCCUUGUCGAUGAGACCAAGCCUUCGUCAGGGAACGUAACGACGCACCCGAGAUUGAAACUGGGUUAUUACUCCCAACAUGCUGUCGAGGAACUGCAGAAGAUGGGCCGAAAAGACCUCUCACUGACGGCUUUGUCCCUGCUGACAAAAGAAGUCGACGCGGAGCUGGAUGAGGGACAACUUCGAGGCAUACUCGGCAGUCUGGGGUUGCCCGGCCGAGUUGCUUCCGACAUACCAAUCGCGAAGCUAUCCGGCGGCCAGCUCGUGCGAUGCGAGCUUGCUCGGAUACUCUGGCGAAGACCUCAUUGCCUCAUUCUCGACGAAGUGACUACUCAUCUCGACUAUGAGACGGUCACGGCCCUGCGCGAGUCGCUGAGAGACUGGGAUGGGGCUGUUAUCCUCGUCAGCCACGACCGAUGGUUCAUGCGGGGUGCUGUAGAAGGUUCGACAGAAGACGGGGAGGAUACAGAAGAUGAGGACGAGGACGGUGCCUUUUCCGGGAGACGAGCGGUGUACAGGCUGAGGGCCGGAAAACUGACGAUCCUGGAGGGCGGCGUGAGCGGCUUCGAGGACGGGGUCGCGAAGAAGGUCACGAAGCUCCUGAACUCAUAG